Molecule: messenger RNA, 1344 nt
Organism: Alternaria incomplexa
Lineage: Eukaryota; Fungi; Ascomycota; Dothideomycetes; Pleosporales; Pleosporaceae
Exons: 4
Coding region: 1-1344 (447 amino acids)
Source: RefSeq, a predicted model, not a curated record
AUGUCUGACUGGUCUGAUCUUACCGCGGCUCUCAAAGGAAGCUUGGACAAGCUUUCCAAGCUUCUCCAAUCCGAUGCACAGCUCAAAGCCUUUACAACUUCGAAUGCCAUUGACAAAGAUGUGACUUUCGGCAUCAAGUCAAGCGGGUCUGACAACACCCUGCUUGUCAUAGUCAACAACGGCAGCGCAAAAGCCAGCACCGGCUCUUCGAAAGAUGCCAUUUUCACGCUCUCUGCUCUGCCCGAGCAAUGGGAACAGCACUUCAAGGCAGUCCCGGCGAUGCCGUACCAGAGCUACUGGGGCAUGUUCGGCAUGAACAUCAAACAGAAAGGCAUUGAAGUCCUGGGCGACCAGACAGCCUUUGCACAAUGGACACAUGUCUGGAGGCGUGUCCUCGAACUCACCCACGACGCGCAUUGCGGACCGAUGAAGGAGGACGAGCAAGCCGAACCCGAGCGCGACUUCCUUACUGGAAAGUACCUGUACCUCGAAGCUCCAGUAUGGGGUAGGUGCAAAACCUUUUACGAGUACUCUGGUGAGGGAAAGCAACCCAUCGUCUUUCUACAUACCGCUGGCAGCGAUAGCCGGCAAUACCACGGUGUCAUGAACGACGCGAAGAUGCGCAAGAAGUGCAUCAUGUACGCAUUCGACUUGCCAGGACAUGGACGCAGCUUCCCUUCGAAAAACUACUCCCCGGGCGCGCAUACAAACACAGAGGAUAGCUACGUGGGCAUCAUCACGGCUUUCGUUAAGGCCCUGGGUCUGCGAAGACCGAUCAUUUGCGGCGCAAGCAUGGCUGGUCAAGUUUGUCUUGCGGUCGCGAUUCGCCAUAGGGAGGUUGGCGCUGCGGGUGUCAUUCCGUUGCAAGGCUCUGAGUACCUCAACAUGGAGCGACAAUGGCAUGAUCGCUCUCCAGUAGUGAAUCAGUCGCUAUUUAACCCUGAAUGGAUCUAUGGCAUGAUGUCUCCCACCACGCCUCAUGCGAACAAGCAGCUCAUAUGGCACACAUACAGCGCGCAAGCCUACGGCAUCUUCCACGGCGACCUCGACUUCUACUUUGGAGGUUGGGACGGACGUUCACGCGUAGCCUCGAUCGAUACCCAGAACUGUCCCGUAUACAUGUUGACCGGCGAGUACGAUUGGUCAAACACCCCAGAGAUGGGCCAGAAGACGGCGGACAAGAUCCCCGGAGCGAUGCACAAGGCGAUGCCGGAUCUCGGUCAUUUCCCGGCGACUGAAAAUCCGGCGAAGUUCGUGCCGCAUCUUAUUGAGGCGGUUGAUCAUAUAUUGAAGAUAAGGUCGGAUAAUUUGAGUACUAUGCGGUUGGGUGAUGGUACGGAUUAG